Molecule: messenger RNA, 312 nt
Organism: Dentiscutata erythropus
Lineage: Eukaryota; Fungi; Glomeromycota; Glomeromycetes; Diversisporales; Gigasporaceae
Source: the annotation of a GenBank genome assembly
UGACAAUAGUGAAGACAAAUAUGAAGAAGACUAUUCAAAUAAAGAUGAAUAUAGCAAAAAAAAUUAUGACAACAAAAAUAGUAAAGAAGAAAUAGAUUAUGAAGGGAACGAAGUAAUAAAUAAUCAAGAAUGGAGUACAGUAGAAAUAAAUAAAAGUGAGAUAAAAUACAAACAAGAGGUUGAUGCAAUAUCCCUUUCUCAAGAUAAAGUCUACUUAGUGGAUAAUGUUGUAGCUAUUCAAAAAGCUAUAGAAAACCCAGAAGAAGAAAAUGGCUCUGAGCAUGUAAAUGUUGAAGAGUCAUCUGACUUAGG